GUUGCUCCAGAUUAGUAUGUGUUAGUGAAGUAUGAUUACUGUAAAUGUGAAUCAGAGUUAUUUUGUUAUCGAAGUGACAGUUUGUGUACUACUAGCCGUAAUGUUGUGAAUAUUAUAAUUAAACUUAAAUUAUUUGUGUAUAUUCUGUGGCCCAUUAAAAAUAACUUAAACGUACUAAUGCAAGUAAUAAAAUCAUUGAAUGUCCACAAACAAUUUUCUUCUGUCAACAAACAAUCAGUGUAAAUGUAAAGUCGUCUAUAUAACCUAAUAAAUUAUUUAACUGAAGUAUUCAAUAAAGGGCUUAACUUCGUUGACUUGCUACUUACUAGGUUAUGUUAAUCUCUCUUAAUACUAAUGGCCUAUCAAACGUUUCGUCAAGAAUAUCUUCAAAUACCUGUAGUUACUAGAGCCUAUACAACUGCAUGUGUGUUGACAACAUUGGCAGUACAAUUGGACCUGGUGUCACCAUUCCAGCUGUACUUCAAUCCCAUCCUCAUAUUAAAACAAUACCAGAUAUGGAGGUUAGUAACGACAUUUCUGUUCUUCGGAACAAUUGGAUUCAACUUUAUCUUCAAUAUGAUAUUCACAUACCGUUACUGCAGAAUGUUGGAAGAAGGAUCUUUCCGAGGAAAAACAGCUGAUUUUGUGUUAAUGUUCUUGUUUGGAGGUGCAUGCAUGAUUAUAUUUGCUUUCUUCAUCAAUCUGUUAUUCCUCGGACAAGCAUUCACGAUAAUGCUAGUCUACAUUUGGUCCAGGAGAAACCCUUUCACUCGGAUGAGUUUCUUUGGCAUCCUCAAUUUCAAUGCCCCCUAUCUGCCGUGGGUACUGCUAGGCUUCUCUGUGCUGCUAGGCAAUCCUGUGUGGGUCGACCUGAUGGGGAUGAUCGUCGGCCAUUGUUAUUACUUCAUGGAGGAUGUCUUCCCCAAUCAGACAGGCGGGUUCCGUAUCCUCAACACCCCACAGUUCUUGAAGUCACUGUUUGAUGCACCAGCAGACGAUGCCGACUACGUGCCGAUGCCAGAAGACCGACCGGGUGGCUUUGCGUGGGGAGCUGCCGGAGAAAAUCCUCCUCAGUGAUGGAUGUGUUUGUGAUACCUUACCAAAGUAUACAACUGUUGUUUAUGUGCACAAGUGUUGUGUUGUUCAUACGGACCAGACCCUUACCCUGGCCUUUGGUUUAUAUUUAUUGUAAUAUAAUUAAUUUAAAAGUAAAGAUGUUUUCUCAAUUUUUA
Messenger RNA from Homalodisca vitripennis (glassy-winged sharpshooter), 1232 nucleotides. RefSeq names its product derlin-2-like. The record is from RefSeq and is a predicted model, not a curated record. Gene Ontology annotation, cellular component: endoplasmic reticulum membrane; Hrd1p ubiquitin ligase ERAD-L complex. The transcript is spliced from 6 exons. Gene Ontology annotation, molecular function: ubiquitin-specific protease binding; misfolded protein binding. The coding region runs from base 355 to 1077 and encodes 240 amino acids. Gene Ontology annotation, biological process: endoplasmic reticulum unfolded protein response. NCBI's taxonomy places the organism in Eukaryota, Metazoa, Arthropoda, Insecta, Hemiptera, Cicadellidae.